Molecule: messenger RNA, 1224 nt
Organism: Salarias fasciatus (jewelled blenny)
Lineage: Eukaryota; Metazoa; Chordata; Actinopteri; Blenniiformes; Blenniidae
Gene: gbp
Product: glycogen synthase kinase binding protein
Exons: 1
Coding region: 158-658 (166 amino acids)
Cellular component (GO): cytoplasm
Source: RefSeq, a predicted model, not a curated record
ACAAAUCAGCAGGUUUGUUGGUGGUCUGAGCGGCGCGAGGAGAGCGAGGAGUGGCCCGGCGGCGACCGAAAUACCCGAAACAAACCCCUCGUCACCCCCCAAUUAGCUCCAAUCGGAACCAGCCGCGGAGCCGGUACCGAACCGGAGGGGCGCCGUGAUGCCGUGUCGGAAGGAGAACUACCUGCUGCUGGAGCAGUCCGUGUCCGUCAGUCCCAAAGAGGUGGACGCGCUGGUAGCGAGGAUCGGGGAGGCGCUGCAGCUGCACGGGAACACCGGCGGACACCCGAAGGCCGUGUCCCGUCUGCACGGCCUCAACACCGGAGGGGCCGUGGGGGUGAAACCAGUGGCCGGCAUCAGCGGCGGGGCCGGUGCUCAGACACAGAAACGGCCUACCGGUCCCUGCGUACGGAUCCGGACUCGAGGCCACCACCUCCGGGUGGGCCCGUACAGCGUACCGGCAGCGGACGGAGAACGCAGGGACUGGGAGCAGAUUAGACCGUGGAGCAAGAAGCGGCGGCCGGUGGAGGAGGACGACCCGCACCGGCUGCUGCAGGACCUCAUCCUGUCCGGGAACCUCAUCAAGGAGGCCGUGCGGAGGCUGCAGUUCUCCGCAGACUGCGGGGACUUCCCCCGACCGGCAGACAGCAUGCCCUGCUGAUACCGGACCGGAGACCGUGUCUGCAUUACGGUUCAGUCGGACGUUUGAUUUUUUUAUUUUUGGAGGGGACCGUUCGAUAACCGACCUCAAGGCCGGUUCUGAUCCGGCCUGAGCCAAGUGGACCGGGAGGGACAUAUUGUACCGGCUGGCGUUAAAGAACCGGAAGACACCGGGACCACUGAGGAACCGGGACACUUGACUACCGGACUGGGGGGAAGGGGAUCUGUGUAUCCGCAUCCGCACACACACACACACACACACACACACACACACACACACACACACACACACACACACACACACACACACACAACGAUAAGAGGCCGCGUGGGAACGGAAACACGAACACCCGUGGCUCGUUGUGUUUGACACUAUAACAAACUUAAUGUGUGCGUGUGUGUGUGUGUGUGUGUGUAUGGGAGGGGGAAGUGUGUGCGUGCGUGUGUGUUUGUGAGGAGGAGAGCUCGUGGUGGCUCUCAGGUCGUUUUUCUCCGUAGCGGAGCUUCUUUUCUUCCUGAAAAAUUCAGGAUUUAUUCUGUCUGGAUGAAUAAACACAUGGUUUUACA